Molecule: messenger RNA, 3177 nt
Organism: Myiozetetes cayanensis
Lineage: Eukaryota; Metazoa; Chordata; Aves; Passeriformes; Tyrannidae
Gene: FEZ1
Product: fasciculation and elongation protein zeta 1
Exons: 9
Coding region: 1838-3034 (398 amino acids)
Cellular component (GO): cytoplasm; axon
Source: RefSeq, a predicted model, not a curated record
UCAGGUGUGCACAGGGUGUAUGGGCAUGCAGGUGUGCACAUGUGCAUAGUGUGUGUAUGGAUUCAGGUGUGCACAGGUGCACAGUGUGUGUGGAUCCAGCUGUGCACAGGGGGUGUGUGGAUCCAGCUGUGCACAGGUGUGUGUGGAUCCAGCUGUGCACAGGUGCGUGUGGAUCCAGCUGUGCACAGGUGUGUGCGGGCGCGUGCUGCGGGCGUUGGAGGCUCGUGCCCAUGCCACGGAGCACACGGGUGCACAGGGCUGUGUGGCUGUGCUGCACGUGGGUGUGGGAGCACGUGGGUGUGAGUGGGUGCUGCUCAAAGCCCUAGUCUGGCCAGGUUUCCCCCCAGAGCUGCAACGUUUCUGCUCCCCUCCCCAGGGAAGCAUUGUGAUGCCUUUACUGGCUAUUCGUGGCUUACUACUAGGUUACUAUUUGCUUCCUAAGAAGCUGCUGCUCAGACACUACAGGGAUAUCCUCAGUAACCUUUGAGUUACUGAGUGAAAUACUAUCAACACACAGCUGAGAUGCUGCUGGGAUGCUGCUAAGAUCCUAUCAUGAGUUUAGUGGAAUGUGGACACGUUACUCUGCAGACUGUAGUAAGGAACUUAGAGGGUGGCACUAAGAUUCUCUCAGGAUACUAUGUGGAUGCUAGCGGGCUGCUGUGAGAACUCUACUGAGGUACUGUCAGGGGACUACCAGGAUUCUAUCAGGACACCACUAAGAUAUUUCCAGCAUAUUUCCAGGGCUGAUACUGAAAUACUCAUAUGAAGGUACCACUGGAGCAGCUCACGCACUGUCCAGUUGCUCUCAGGGCAUGUUGAAGUGUAAUUUGCUUUCACUGUACUUAUAUGGCAGUAAGAUAAUAUCUGGGUAUGACUCUGCAUUAUCAAGAUUCUCCCAGGACACUAUGAAGAUAAUAGCUGUAUGCCAUUACACCACUCUUAGGAUCCUACCAGGACACUCCUUAUAUAUUUAUAUACUGUGGUACUAUCAGGGCACUGUGAAGUCUGGAACUAGGAUGAUGUUGGGAUGCUCCUGACAUGGCAUCAGGAUAUUCCUGCCUGUGCUAGUACAACAUCAGGGCAAUGCUGAGCUACUCAGUGGCUGCUACUAUGAUAUUCUAGGUGUAGCAAAAAGCUAUUAUCAGGAUGCUGCUAUCAGGAUACUGUCUGGGUACUCCAAAGAUGCUGCUGAGAUCCUUUCACAAUUCUAAUAAGGCACUGCUAGGAUACUACAGGGCCAUUACUAGAGGGCCGUCACAAAACUACUAAGGUGCUAUCAGGACAGUACUCAUUUUUCAGUAGAACGCUCACAGGAUGCAAGUGGAAUAUCAGCAGAAUACUCCCAAGAUACUACAAGGGCACUAGAGAAGUUAGUGGCAAGAUAGUUCUGGUAAGAUAGUUGCUAUCAGGGCAAUGCUCAAACUUUUGGGGUACUAUCACCCCGUUACUGAUACUAGUAUGAUACUUUCAGGCCACUGUUAAGAUAGUGAUACAAUAUAAGGAUACCAGUAAGAUACUAUCACUUCAGGGAAAAAGGUAAUGUUAUGAUGAUUUUACAUACUAUCAGAGUAUCGCUUUGUUGCUACUAGUACGUUACUGCUAGAAUAAUGUCAGGAUGUCAGCAUCUUUCUAUGAAGACAGUACUAAGAUCCUGUUAGGUCACUACUAGGAUACUGCAGAGAUAUUGUUGGUUGUGUAAUAGCCCUGGCAGUAGAGUUUCAGUCAGCACAGCAGCAGCAAAGGGAAUGGGGAGCCCGGUGGUGUAACCUGUUAGUAGCCUGGUGCCUCACAGGCACCCUCUCCCCGCAGCUAAGGCAGCACAUCGGUGUUGAGGAGGAUGGAGGCACCCUUGGUGAGCCUGGAGGAGGAGUUUGAGGAGGGGCCCGGGGACGAUGGGGGGACCCUGCAGCGCCCUGCGGACCCAGCGCUGGCGGAGCUGGAGAGCUUCUCGGCCGAGAUGAUGAGCUUCAAGUCGAUGGAGGACCUGGUGCAGGAGUUCGACGAGAAGCUCACCGUCUGCUUCCGCAACUACGACGCUGCCACCGAGGGCCUGGCCCCUGUGCGGGGGCACCUCCAGGCACAGGAGGAGGAGGAGCGCCUCCAGGAUGAGGAGGUCUGGGAUGCUCUCACUGAUGGCUUUGCCCCCCGGAGCUCCCCUCGGCCGUGGCUCCCUGGCACUGAGGCCCCCGAUGGCACCAACCCCCAGCUUGGUGGGAAGGAGGAGGAGGAGGAGGAGGAGGAGGAGGAGGAGCUCACUGAGAGGAGUGAGCAGGACUUGGGCAUCAACGAAGAGCCGCUGCUGACAGCUGAGCAGGUCAUCGAGGAGCUGGAGGAGCUGAUGCAAAGUUCGCCUGACCCUGAGGCUGACCCCGAGGGUGAGGAGGAAGAGGAGGAGGAGGAUGAGGAGGAGGACACUGAGGCUGAUGCUGAUGGUGAAGGUGGAGGCGGGGGCACAGAGCCCAUCCUGCUGCGGGAGCUGCGUGCUUUCUCCCCUGCCUUCAACAACAACUGCUCCCACGAAGGGCUGGGCCGGCUGUCGGCGCGGGAGCUGGCGGCGGCGGCGGGCCGGGCCGAGGCGGCAAGCCGGGCGCUGUCGGCGGAGCUGGUGGCACAGCUGGCACGGCGGGACGAGCUGGCCUUCGAGAAGGAGGUGAAGACGGCGUUCAUCGGGGCGCUGCUGGCCGUGCAGGGCGAGCAGCGGGAGCAGCGAGAGGCCGCCCGGCGCCGCCGCCGGGACAAGGGGCUGAGCCUGCAAGGGGGGCGUCCCGACCGCGGGAACCACAUGCCCCGGAAGCGCUUCAGCAUGGAGGGCAUCUCCAGCAUCCUGCACUCCGGCCUGCGCCAGACUUUUGGUCCUACCACCAACGAGAAACAGUACCUGAACACAGUGAUUCCCUACGAGAAGAAGGGCUCACCGCCCUCCGUUGAGGACCUGCAGAUGCUCACCAACAUCCUGUUUGCCAUGAAGGAGGGGAAUGAGAAGGUGCCCACGUUGCUCACAGAUUACAUCCUCAAAGUUCUCUGCCCGACCUGACGUGGCGCUGCCCUCGCAUCCCCACCCUGGCGCCCCCCAAAAUGGGGCCAAACCCUAGGAAAACGGGUCGCCCGUGGCUCCCCCCCCCGCACUCCUCCCUUUGCACAGCUGGGAAUAAAGGAUUCCUUACAUUAAUUAGGCAA